AUGGAUUCUUCUGACAACGACUUUGUGGAACUACAAAAGGCUAGGGCAGGUAAAAGACUUGAAAAUAUCGGGGAUGGAUCUAGACCAACAGGCAAGACACCCCGCAAGUAUCCUCCUCGUGAGCACACCUCAUAUCAGUACGAUCCUUUGCGAAGUGGUCAAGGGACCAUACGUAUCCUCGAACUGUUCUCUAGUGAGCUAUCGGAUGCAGGAGUUCUUUGUGCACUGGUCACACCAAGCGAACAAGAAACACACCAAUAUCCUUACGAGGCUUUGUCAUGGUGCUGGGGCACGGCACAGAAGACCUGCUACAUCAAAAUUCACCACAAUGGCAAAAUGUACGCCAAGUAUGUCAGUCCAAAUCUCAUAGCAGCCUUAAAGGCACUUCGCUACCCGCACCGUAGCCGCUAUCUCUGGAUUGACAUGGUUUGCAUUGAUCAAGAUAAUGUGAUCGAAAAGAAUCAUCAGGUCGCAAUGAUGGACGCCAUUUAUCGUAACGCCGAGAGAGUGUGUAUCUGGCUUGGUACCGCCAAUCCAUCUAGCCGUAUAGCAUUUCGAUUCAUUGCUGAGGAGAUUCCGCAUUUGCAAAGCUUCGAUACACUUUGCGAUAGCUCGGAUGCAAGCAAGAAGUGGUUGGCGUUCUUAGAGUUGAUGCAAAGGCCAUGGUUCUCGAGGCGAUGGGUUAUCCAAGAACUCGCUUUGGCACGGAGUACCACCAUAUACUGCGGCGGCGACAAGAUUUCUUGGGAGAAUUUUGCUAUCGCGGUACAACUCUUUAUUGAAGUUGAAACAACGACACAUCGGUUAUCGGAAGUCAUGAAGAAAGACCAGCUGUACCAGCGCACCCCUAGCUACUUCGACCAUGUUUCCGCGCUUGGGGCCAGCUUGCUCGUUGAAGCAACCGAGCGUCUCUUUCGAUACGAUCACACAACUGACAUAUUCGGGAUCCGGGGGGAUUCAGACAGCGAUGAUUUCUCUGAUACUGAUGGGAGUGAAAUCAACGAUCUAUCGAAUCUUGAUGAUGAUGAUCACCCAAACCACCUUCGCACCAACCCAAAAACUAGUAUACAGCCUUUACUGAGUCUCGAAUACCUGGUGUCAAGCUUGACUACCUUCGAAGUCACCGUUUCUCACGACACCAUCUAUGCACUGCUUGCGAUCGCAAAAGACACGGCACCGCGCGAUUCGAUGGUCCAUACUGCUUUCACAUCCAGUACUGUCGGAGGGAGUCAGGAAGGCACGAAAGUCUACAUGGCGCGCAACGGCUACAAUAUCGACUACAAAUUACCCUACGUUGACGUAUGCAUAGAAUUCAUGCAGUUUGCAAUCGAGAGAUCUUUGAACGGGAAUGCAAGCCGCGCAUUGGAUGUAAUAUGUCGCCCAUGGGCUGUGGAGGAGAAGAAAUUACGAAAGAUCCGAGAAUUGAAACUAAAGGAGAAAACGAUGGAGACAAGAAAGAGGAAGGUGAAGCAUCAGGCACUAAAAGAAGGGGGGAGACCUAGGGGCCGCCCACAGACUGACACGGGGAGACGAUCGCAGCGUAAUAUACAAGAGCAGGCUGAACGUGAGCGUGAUGACAACCGAUUGCCCUCCUGGAUACCACAAGUCUCGGAAGCACCGUACGCGAUGGUCCAAAGGCCAGGUUCCAACGGCCCGAACAUGAGUCGUAUCAAUGCGGAUCCUCUGGUAGGUUUACCCAGCCCGAUGCAGCCAAAUUACUCGGCGGCAGGUACAAAGUCUGUCGACAUGAGGGCACUCCGAUUCCGGAAGCGAUUAGCAGCGGGUCAAUCCAGUAUGUAUAUACGUGGUUUCAAGCUUGAUGUUAUCGAAGAAGUCACCCGUGAAGCUCGAUAUGGGCAGAUACCGAGCGAAUGGGCCGAAUUAGCUCAUUGGGAGGAUGCCAGAGGACACCCGCCCGAGGCGUUCUGGCGAACACUUGUCGCAAACCGUGGAAAAGACGGCAAAAGUCCUCCUGUGUAUUACUCACGUGCGUGUCAGGUAGCAUUUCGAAAAGGCGGCAUAGAGUCUGGAGCUGUCGAUACGACUGGACUUAUCGAGUUCGAACGCAAUUCGAUAAUCACGCAAUUUUGUCGACGUGUGCAGGCCGUUACGUGGAAUCGCGCGAUGGUACGCACUCAAAGCGGGAGAUUAGGCUUAGCCGGUAAAGAGGUCCAGGAGAAUGACAUAGUCUGCAUACUUUACGGAUGCAGCGUUCCAGUCGUGUUGCGAGAGUGUCCCAAGAAGACUGAGAGAGAAUUUGAGGACGAAAUGGAACAAGAGUUGGCCGAUGUCAAGGAUACCUUUGUGAAGAAACUAAGGUGA
Molecule: messenger RNA, 2322 nt
Organism: Alternaria rosae
Lineage: Eukaryota; Fungi; Ascomycota; Dothideomycetes; Pleosporales; Pleosporaceae
Product: heterokaryon incompatibility protein-domain-containing protein
Exons: 2
Coding region: 1-2322 (773 amino acids)
Source: RefSeq, a predicted model, not a curated record